AUGAAGCUAUUUCCUUCCAAACAAAAGCACCAGGGCGCCCCGAAACAACCCAAAGGAAGACCAUGGGCUCUUUCCCGAGUCCUCUGUCGUUCCCAAAAGGAGAAGCGUAUUGCAGCACCACCACCCGUUCCUACAACCGUGGCCACGAGACGAACCACCGCACGGACCAAAUCGGCAACUCGUGCGGCCAUCCAACGAAACAACUCGACGACACUUUUACUAGAAGAACAUGCGCAGAAUGACAUGGUGGACCGAGACUAUUGGGUGCCGCAACAGGUCCCCUUUGAUGAAAUUCGAAAGGACCAUAUGACUGCUCACAACAAUCGUCGAUCAAUUGUGGGUACCACCACCACCACCAAUAGUGAUAAUAAUAAUGGCGAACAACGAACAAGGCCCAUUCCAAACCAAACCAAGCCCGCGCCCAAUCUCAAAUCGAGUCUGGAUUCGAAACGAUCCGAAGGAACAUCCUCUUCUUGUACUACCAGUCUACUGGAUGAUACUACCUUGGGUUCUCUUUCCAGUGGCACGGACAGCACCUUGAUGGAUACGACUGCUAUAGUACAACAAGAUGGUUGUCAAGGCUGCGAAGAUGGCAAUCGAGACUUGUCGCUCUUUUUGUGUGGCAAGAUUUUGGAUCAAGCAGGAUUGCGCACCCCGCAAGAUACCGAAGACGAACGAGAGGCGUGGGACGAAUUGAUUUUGGAUUUGUUGUUGGCAUGA
Molecule: messenger RNA, 720 nt
Organism: Cylindrotheca closterium
Lineage: Eukaryota; Bacillariophyta; Bacillariophyceae; Bacillariales; Bacillariaceae
Source: the annotation of a GenBank genome assembly